ACGAAGAUGGCGUGUUGUGGAAACUGUUUUUGUUGCCAAUGUUGCUGCCGAGAAGGAGAGACGCGGACACCGGAGGAACUGACAAUCCUGGGAGAGAUCCGCGAAGAAGAAGAUGAGAUCCUACCCAGAAAAGACUACGAGAGUUUGGAUUAUGACCGCUGCAUCAACGAGCCCUAUGUGGAGGUUCUGGAGGGGAUGGACAACAAGAAAGCCAGAAAGUAUGAAGCGGUGCGGUGGCUGAUGGUGUUUGCUAUCGGCGUCACAGUCGGCCUGGUGGGCUUGUUUGUGGAUUUCUUCGUUCGUCUCUUCACCAAAAUCAAGUUGUCUUUGGUGGCUGAUUCUGUGGAGAAGUGCACAGAUAAAGGCUGCCUCGCUCUGUCUCUGCUGGAGCUCCUGUCCAUCAACAUGACCUUCAUCUUCAUCGCCAGUGUGCUCGUCCUCAUCGAGCCCGUAGCAGCAGGUUCGGGGAUCCCAGAAAUCAAAAGCUACCUGAACGGAGUAAAGAUUCCCGGAAUCGUCCGGCUAAGAACGUUUCUCUGCAAAGCUUCUGGAGUCCUGUUCAGUGUGGCCGGAGGUCUGUUUGUGGGGAAAGAAGGUCCGAUGAUUCACAGUGGAGCCAUCGUGGGAGCUGGUCUUCCUCAGUUUCAGAGCAUCACUUUCAAGAGGAUCCGGUUUGAUUUCCCGUACUUCCGCAGCGACAGGGACAAGCGGGACUUUGUGUCGGCGGGCGCUGCUGCCGGAGUCGCUGCCGCCUUUGGAGCUCCUAUAGGAGGAACCCUCUUCAGUCUGGAGGAGGGCUCGUCGUUCUGGAACCAGGCGCUCACCUGGAAAGUGCUCUUCUGCUCCAUGUCGGCGACUUUCACUCUCAACUUCUUCCGUUCGGGGAUCAACUUCAACAAGUGGGGCUCCUUCCAGCUGCCCGGUUUGCUCAACUUCGGAGAGUUCAAGUGCUCCGAUGGAGAUAAGAACUGCCACCUGUGGACGGUGGUGGACCUGGCCUUCUUUGUCCUGAUGGGGGUGGUGGGUGGCCUGCUGGGGGCGCUCUUCAACUGCUUAAACAAGAGUCUGUCCAAGUAUCGAAUCAAACACAUUCACCCCAAGGCCAAGUUCAUCAGGGUCCUAGAGUGUCUGCUUGUUUCCAUGGUGACAACAAUGGUGAUAUUUGCAGCGUCCCUGUUGUUGGGCGAGUGUCGUGACCUGUCCACACCGACGACCCAUAACAGCACACUGUCAGGCGUUGAAGACAUCAACUCGACCAUCCGCCAGUUCUUCUGCACCAACAAGACGUACAACGACAUGGCCACGCUGUUCUUCAACCCGCAGGAGGCUGCGAUCCACCAGCUCUUCCACCAGGACGGUAACUUCAGCCCUGUGACUCUGUCCGUCUUCUUCCUGCUCUACUUCCUGUUGGCGUGUUGGACCUAUGGUGUGUCUGUUCCCAGCGGCCUGUUCGUCCCCUCUCUGCUCUGCGGGGCCGCCUUUGGACGUCUGGUCGCCAACAUCCUCAAAGUGAAACUGGGGAUGGACAUCUACGCCGGGACCUUCGCCCUCAUCGGAGCCGCCUCCUUCCUAGGGGGCGUGGUCAGAAUGACCAUCAGUCUGACCGUCAUCCUCAUUGAAUCCACCAAUGAGAUCACAUACGGGCUGCCUAUCAUGAUUACUCUAAUGGUUGCAAAGUGGACCGGAGAUUUCUUCAAUAAGGGGAUCUAUGACAUCCACAUCCAGCUGAGAGGAGUUCCCCUGCUGGAGUGGGAGACGGAGGUCGAGAUGGACAAGCUGACAGCCAGCGACAUCAUGGAGACAAACCUGACCUACGUGUACCCCCACACCCGGGUCCAGUCUUUGGUCAGCAUCCUGCGGACCACCAUCUACCACGCCUUCCCCGUGGUCACUGAGAACCGGCAGAACGAGCGAGACUUCAUGAAGGGAAACAUCCUGGUCAGCAACAACAUCAGAUUCAAGAAAUCCAGCGUGAUGUCCCGCGCAGGAGAACAGCGGCGGCGCUGUCAGUCCAUGAAGUCGUACCCGUCCAGCGAGCUGAGAAACGUUUGUGACGAGCAGAACGCUGCUGCAGAGCCGGCAGAGGAGGGCGAAGACCUGCUGCAGCAGAUGUUAGAGAGGAGACACGCUCCCUAUCCAAACCUGUGCCCGGACCAGUCCCCCAGCGAGGAGUGGACCAUGGAGGAGCGCUUCAGACCCCUCACCUUCCACGGCCUCAUCCUGCGCUCGCAGCUCGUCAACCUGCUCAUCAGAGGCGUCUGCUACACCGAGAGCCAGUCGAGCGCCACUCAGCCCAGGCUGUCCUUCGCAGAGAUGACAGAAGAUUACCCACGAUACCCUGACAUCCACGACUUGGACCUCGCCUUGCUAAACCCCCGCAUGAUAGUGGACGUCACACCCUACAUGAACCCGUGUCCGUACACAGUGUCACCAAACACCCGCAUCUCCCAGGUGUUCAACCUGUUCAGGACCAUGGGCCUGAGACAUUUACCCGUGGUCAAUGCAGUCGGAGAGAUUGUCGGGAUCAUCACGAGACAUAAUUUAACCCACGAGUUCCUGGUGGCCAAACUGCGACAACACUACAUCACCAUCUGACUCCGGCCUACCUGACCCGAUUCAGACCGUGUUCCUGAGCCCUCGUCUGUGACCCGUCCUGUCAGCGCCCCGACCCCAUGGAGGCGUUCCCAAACCAAACGGCACAUUACCACACACACACACACACACACGCACACUCUGUGGUACAGUAUGGAUCACAGGUCUCCAGUAAAGGAAACCGUUCAGUUUUAUUUCACUUACGGCUCAUGUUGUCAGCAUUCCUCUAGCGGUCGCUACAGAAACGAGCGCUCUUACAGAACUAGACUUCACUUCACCAUCUCGAUUUGUUUAGAAAAUGUUUUUAAAAGUCUUUAAUCUCUCCCAAACUCAUCAACUAAUUUACCUCUUGUCAAUUAGAGAACUGGUAACAACACUAGAUUCUUCUUUUUUUUUAAAUCAGCUGAGCGUGAUCGACCGGCUCGCUGCAGAAGGCUCGACAUGAUUCAGACUCAUUUAACAAAAUCUCUGCUCCGCGUUAUCUCCGUGGUUAUUUGCACACAUGAAGGUCAAACUUUGAGUCGACUGGAACAAAUUGUUCAGUUGUUCAAAGAGAUGAGGUGACCUCAUCAGCUGCUGCUUCUGCUGGUUCGAGACACAAGUACUACCUGAAAAACAGAGAGCCGCAGAGAAGCAGAAAGUCUGGGAGAGAAAGAGGAAUUAAAGGAAACAGACACCAGAAGUGUGUCAGGAAGGAGAUGUUUUAAUGCACCUUGAGUUUGAUAAUAGCGCCGUAAGGCCAUGGCAUUUGAUAAGAAAUACUCGCCAUCCUUCAGAGAUCAUGUUUCAGAUCUUUCCUUUAAUUUUUCACCUGUCUGUAGCCUUAAAGUUCAUUGCUUAUAAAUUUACAGAAAUAACCCCAAAAUCAAUCUGCACACAAGUGUCAUUAAUGAGAGCACAAACUUUCAAAGCUGCUGUGUGUAUUUUAAAAUGUUAUCUGCAGGAAAGAUUCCUCCAGAGAUCAGAUAUUGAAGUUGUAAUAAUUUGUUUUUAUAAAGUUAACAGGAAUUUUAAAAAACAGGAAAUCUACUGCCGACACUAAUAUGUGUCUCUAGUCUG
Messenger RNA from Labrus bergylta (ballan wrasse), 3651 nucleotides. RefSeq names its product chloride channel 6 (gene clcn6). Gene Ontology annotation, cellular component: lysosomal membrane; intracellular membrane-bounded organelle. Gene Ontology annotation, molecular function: voltage-gated chloride channel activity. NCBI's taxonomy places the organism in Eukaryota, Metazoa, Chordata, Actinopteri, Labriformes, Labridae. Gene Ontology annotation, biological process: transmembrane transport; chloride transport. The record is from RefSeq and is a predicted model, not a curated record.